AUGUUAAUCAGAUGCAGUUUGGCUGAGAACUUCUUGUUUGCUCAUGAAGUUAAUAACUUUGCGAAUGAGAAAGAAGCUGCGUCGCUUCGUCGUAUACGUAACACUUAUCAACUAUUAAGAGGUGUGGAUAGAAACAAACAUAUAUCAUGGAUUCCCGACCUUCUCUUAAAACUCCCUAAAUCUAUGACCGAGCCAAUUAUUGCCACCUGGGCUAGUUUAUAUAGAGUUCGUACUGAAUUAGUCUCCAUUAUGGACGCAAAAGCCUCUGGAAAUACCAAUAAAUCCUUAGGUCCGACACGAAAAGAGUUGUUUACCCGAAUCCGAAAAUCACUACUACGCCUUCAAAAUGAAGGUACACUACUUGUCCUUGCGGGUACUGAAUCUCCCGCAAAAACGCUCAGCAUUGUGUUUUACCAUCUCAUUGCCAAUCCCGCUAUCCUCGCCAAACUUCGGAAAGAUCUCAAAUCACUUCCUGACAAUGUAACGUGGACGCAACUCGAGCAACUGCCUUACCUAUCUGCUACUAUGGAGGAAGGAAAACAUUUAGCUUUUGGUGUUACCACUCGUAUUGCUAGAGACUCGCAGUCCGAGACCCGUUAUUGA
Botrytis sinoallii is the source of this 603-nucleotide messenger RNA. RefSeq lists its product as uncharacterized. The record is from RefSeq and is a predicted model, not a curated record. The transcript is spliced from 3 exons. Gene Ontology annotation, molecular function: heme binding; monooxygenase activity; oxidoreductase activity, acting on paired donors, with incorporation or reduction of molecular oxygen. Bases 1 to 603 code for a protein of 200 amino acids. NCBI's taxonomy places the organism in Eukaryota, Fungi, Ascomycota, Leotiomycetes, Helotiales, Sclerotiniaceae.